AUUAUAUCGACGAGCUGGACAGAAUCACAAUAACGAUGAUGCCGGUCUGCCUCCGUACUUAAACGGAGAUUCUGAAGUUUUUGAGGAAAGCGAAUCCCAGAGGUUGUGAGUUUACUUUCUCUCGCUUCGGCAAUGGAAACGCUUGUGCAUAAUUUCAAUCCAGUCCUCCCAAAUUCACUAUUUUUCAGAAGAAACUCGUCACCUAGAUUUUCCUUUAACCACGUGCGAAUCAUCUCCUCAGGCAAUCACUGCCACGGUGGAAACUUGAGGAUGGCCCUGGCUGCAAAAGACCCCGUAAUUCAAAAGAAAAUCGUAAUACCAAACAAAUAUGGUGAAAAACUUGUGGGCGUAUUGCAUGAAACUGAAUCUCCAGAGAUUGUAAUCUUAUGCCAUGGUUUUCGGUCCUCAAAGGAAAAUAAGACUAUGGUGAACCUUGCUGUUGCAUUGGAAAAUGAAGGAAUAAGUGCCGUCCGCUUUGACUUCGCUGGGAAUGGUGAAAGUGAAGGUUCCUUUCAGUAUGGUAACUAUUGGAGAGAGGUCGAGGACUUGCGUUCUGUAAUCCAACACUUCUCUGCAGCAAACCGUGUUAUAAGGGCAAUUCUCGGGCAUAGUAAAGGAGGCAAUGUGGUACUACUGUAUGCAUCUAAGUACCGUGAUGUCUACAAAGUUGUCAAUGUUUCUGGCCGUUAUGAUCUGACAGAAGGCAUUGAGAAACGCCUGGGAAAAUAUUUUAUGCAAAGAAUUAAAGAGCAUGGAUUCAUUGAUGUAAAAAGUAUACAAGGAGAUUUUAUUUACCGUGUGACUGAGGAAAGUUUAAUGGAUCGCCUGAGUACAAAUAUGCAUAAAGCAUGUCUUCAGAUUGACAAAGAAUGCAGGGUCUUCACCGUCCAUGGAUCGCAUGAUACAAUCGUCAGGUCUUUGGAUGCAUUUGAGUUUGACAAGAUCAUACCUAACCACAAAUUACAUGUUAUUGGAGGAUGCGAUCAUGGAUACGUUCACCAUCAAGGAUAUUUAGCCUCGAUUGUUUUGGAUUUUAUUAAGGACGCCUCUGUGACAGAACAAGGUGGUACCACUAGCUAAAUACUUCUGU
Molecule: messenger RNA, 1090 nt
Organism: Juglans microcarpa x Juglans regia
Lineage: Eukaryota; Viridiplantae; Streptophyta; Magnoliopsida; Fagales; Juglandaceae
Exons: 7
Coding region: 133-1080 (315 amino acids)
Cellular component (GO): cytosol
Source: RefSeq, a predicted model, not a curated record